Molecule: messenger RNA, 426 nt
Organism: Danaus chrysippus (African queen)
Lineage: Eukaryota; Metazoa; Arthropoda; Insecta; Lepidoptera; Nymphalidae
Source: the annotation of a GenBank genome assembly
CUGACACCGAGGGAAAAGAUACAACAUGACCGUCCUAAACUAUACUCGGAGACAGAUCCAAAUACCUCACAUGUCACUAUGUAUCUUGGAGGGAAGAGGGGGAAGUGUCGUGUCGUGACGUCACACCCCCCCCCCUCCACCGACCCCGACCUGUCAUUAAUUACCAUUAGAUGUCACCGCUCCGUCCGUCUGUUGAUACAAGAGUGUACUCAUGAUGUAGUGUUGAAGCGUGUCCCCCGCGAAGAAAUCUGGCCAAUAGAGUGCGGUAACAAAAUAUCCGUAUUGGCUAUUAGUAGGCUCCGCCCGCCCGCGCCGGGGUGCAGCAACCUCGGCUCCAUAAGGACGUACGGCACGCUCGAUAGUAGAGACGAUAGGACGUUACGGAGCGGAGAGAGAGCUCCGCGGCGCAGUUCGACAAGGGCGUGA